CCGCACCGGGAGCAUGGCCAUGCGCGGCCCCGGCUGCGCGUGCUGCCCGCUGCUGCUGCUGCUGCUGCUCCGGGCCGGGCAGCCGCGGGGCGCCGAGCUCACCUUCGAGCUGCCCGACAGCGCCCGGCAGUGCUUCCACGAGGACGUGGAGCAGGGCGCCACCUUCUCCCUGGACUACCAAGUCAUCACCGGAGGCCACUAUGACGUGGACUGCUACGUGGAGGACCCCCAGGGAACGUCAUCUACCCGGGAGACCAAGAAGCAGUACGACAGCUUCACGCACCGGGCGGAGGUCAAGGGCGUCUACCUGUUCUGCUUCAGCAACGAGUUCUCCACCUUCUCGCACAAGACGGUGUACUUCGACCUGCAGGUGGGCGAGGAGCCCCCCAUCCUGCCGGACAUGGGGAACAGGGUCACCGCCCUCACCCAGAUGGAGUCCGCCUGCGUGACCAUCCGAGAAGCCCUGAAGACGGUGAUCGACUCCCAGACACACUACCGGCUGCGGGAGGCGCAGGACCGGGCCCGGGCGGAAGACCUCAACAGCCGGGUCUCCUACUGGUCCGUGGGCGAGACGGUCGUGCUGUUCCUGGCCAGCCUCGGCCAGGUGCUGCUGCUGAAAAGCUUCUUCACGGAGAAGCGGCCCGGCAGCCGGGCCGUGCACUCCUAGCCCGGCGCCCACCCAGGCCCCGCACGCCCCGGGCGGCGGCUCUCCUGGGUGAAGGGCUGGGGGCCGGGAGCUGGGAGAGGGGCGAAGGGUCCUGCCCUCCGUGUGGACGCCGGGUCAUGGCAGCCGAAGGUCGCAGAGCCCGGUCGUUUGGACGGCGUUACGUGUGCGUGCGACACUGAGACGUGUUCAUGGCUGGCAGGGGGGUGGCCGCUGCGGGAGGGGGGCAGGCAGGGAGCUGGCGGCCUGGUUGGCAGGAGGGCGCUUGAGGGCCCAGGCCCCCAGGGCAGCUCCGGGACCGGCCUCUGCUCCCCGACGCCUGGGCCGCUGGGCUCGUGCAUCCCGGCCGGUGUGCGGGGCUCUCCAUUCUAGCCUGUCCUGCCGGAGGGGCUCCGUGUACCUGGGGAAGCCAGACCUCCCAACGUGGCUUUGCAGGUCUCCCCGCCCCAGGUGAGCGGCGGUGUCAGCAGUGCACACAGGGCCAGGGCCGUGACGGGCACCUUCGUUAGCUGUGGGUUUCCCGGGUGGCAAAUAAAAACUAGGUUCACGUGAGCA
Messenger RNA from Microcebus murinus (gray mouse lemur), 1219 nucleotides. NCBI's taxonomy places the organism in Eukaryota, Metazoa, Chordata, Mammalia, Primates, Cheirogaleidae. The record is from RefSeq and is a predicted model, not a curated record.